AUGCAACCCCAUAUCGGUGUAGAACUCAUAGAGUCAUUCCGCGAUGGAAAGUAUGACGAAGCAGAGGGCAUUUUAGGAAGCCACCCCGAACUUUUCGAGAAUCUGGAAUACCUCAUGGAUUACUUACUCAUAGUGGAAAGUCACUUGGGUACUGAAGCUUCAGAUGUUACUAAGCAUUUCAUCAGUAUAUUGAACUUAGUUCCUUUGGGUCUUGCAGUGGAUAUGUUGUCUAAGUUAUGCUCAACUGAAUACUCGACAUACUCUUUUGAAACGACAGCGGAAUUCAUAUUCGAGAAGUUUCCUCUCAUAGAGAAAGACGAAAAACUGAUGGAGAUUUUCAUCUACUCGUUACCGUAUGAAUUAGAAAAAAGAAUAACGAGUAGUUUUACGAAUCGUAAAGCCUUUGCUGAUAUCCUAGCCGAAUCAGUAAUGAUCUUAAAGAUAUACAACUCUUCAACACAGCUUAAGUUUUACAAAUUUCCAAAAAUGAUGCGAAGUAUUGUUGGAAAGCCUUUGUUCAGUAACAAUGUCGAUGCUGAUGAGUUCUUCAGUGUAGCAAGUCGGAGGAUUGCAUUCCAUCCUGUCCUAGUUUAUUAUAAAAAUGCAAAGUUCAUUCCUUGGAUUCAUUCCACAUCUCAUCUGUUAGAACAUGUCAUAGACAGUUUGGUUCUCUAUCUACAGGAUUUUGCUGAAGAUCGGGAGGAUGCUCAUUACCCUUCAAUACUUGCUACCAUGGCCGUUAUAGCCCACAAUAUGAGCAGGUCCUUUUCGGUUCAAAAGAUACAUUGUAUAGAUCUGUUGGUAUUCAAUGUAAUACCUUAUAUCCAAGAUUUCACUUUAGAAGAUAACAGAGUGAGAAUCUUAGGAUCGAUCGACAGCAUCCUUUUGAUGAUAAGUGAUGUGAGCAGAGUCUUAAUUCUGAAACAUCUAGCAGAACGAGUAGUUCAGGUUAAUAAAAAAAUUGAAGGAGACAGUCUAAUUCUCGCAUGGAUCAUCGAUCAUUUCAAAAGAAAUCUAUCGGUUGAAUGUUUCCGGGAAGAGCUAGCUACAUUCUGGACAUAUUUCGAAAAGUUAAUGUACGAGGAUGUCGAAGGCGCAUCUUCAUACUAUACGGCAGUUUUUACUCUUGCCGCAUCCCAAGCUCUGCUAAAGUUGGACAAAGCUAUGAUGGCAAAUGUGAAAAGGAGAAUCUUGGAGCCACUUCAGGAUCAGAUAAGCGACUAUGUACGAUUGCAGGACGUGAAACAGCGAUGUGCACCGAAUAUCGUAGACAAUAUGGCAAUAUCAGAUGCCGAGCACAUUGAUCUCGUUACGCGUUCUUAUCAUCUUAAAAAUAUUUUCUGUAAUGUAAUAGAUUACGUACGGUCUAUCUCUUAUACUGGUGAAACUGUGGUUCAAAUUUCGCGGGCUAAAUACACUGACGAUGCGUCAACAGGUAAAAACUGUUGCAUUAUGAUGCAGCGGGCCGUCGCUACAGGAACUAAGAGCGUGUCUCGCGCGGCUGCAGUCGCUGCCGGAGUCUUCGGAGGUACCGGAGCAGCUCUCAUCUAUGCACUUGAAAACUCGGUUAAUGCAAGCAGUGAUUGUGUCCACCCUUACAAUUUACCAUGGGCUCACUCUGGUGCUUUCUCCUCUUUCGAUAUCGCUUCAGUUCGUCGUGGUUAUGAAGUUUACAAGCAAGUAUGUGCUGCUUGCCACUCUUUGAAGUUCAUCCACUACAGACACUUCGUUGAUACCAUCAUGACUGAGGAAGAAGCUAAGGCUGAGGCUGCUGAUGCUCUCGUUAAUGACGUUAACGAUAAGGGACAAGCUAUCCAAAGACCAGGAAUUUUGACUGACAAGCUCCCUGAUCCAUAUCCAAACAAGAAGGCUGCUGCCGCCGCCAACAACGGAGCUGCUCCUCCUGAUCUAUCUCUGAUGGCUCUCGCCAGACAUGGAGGUGACGACUAUGUCUUCUCUCUUCUUACUGGAUACUUGGAUGCCCCAGCUGGAAUCAAGGUUGAUGAUGGUAAGGCUUAUAACCCAUACUUUGCCGGAGGAAUUAUCUCUAUGCCCCAACAGCUCUUCGAUGAAGGAAUUGAGUACAAGGAUGGAACUCCAGCCACACAGUCUCAACAAGCUAAGGAUGUUUCUACCUUCAUGCAUUGGUGUGCCGAGCCUUUCCACGACACUAGAAAGAAGUGGGCUCUCAAGAUUCUUGCUAUCACUCCAGUCGUUGCUUUGAUCCUUUUAUACGGAAAACGUAACAUCUGGACUUACACCAAGAACCAGAAGUUCUUAUACAAGACUGUUAAAGGACGUGAGCCACCCAAGAGCACCUAA
Molecule: messenger RNA, 2322 nt
Organism: Auanema sp. JU1783
Lineage: Eukaryota; Metazoa; Nematoda; Chromadorea; Rhabditida; Rhabditidae
Source: the annotation of a GenBank genome assembly